AUGCAGGACGAUUACGCCUUGCCGGAAUUGAGCCCUGAUGAAAAACGCAUGUAUGGCAGUUUCUGGAAGCGGUUCAGAUCGAAUUCGUCGCUGGGGUCGAGUGUGGACGAAGAGUCGGUUCAGUCGCCUACGACAGCUGAGAUCGUGGAACCCAGCCCUGCUUUUACCCAGUCGGCCGCUCCGGCACUUACGACUGCUGCUGUGAAGGCCCCAACAGUGGUGGCCAAGGUUGCUGCUCCGACACCUACGACUGCUUCUGUCGUGGCCCCAACAGAGGUGGCCAACUUUGUUGCUCCGACACCUACGACUGCUGCUGUCGUGACCCCAAUGGUGGCCAACGUUGUUGCUCCGACACCUACUACGACUGCUGCUGUCGUGACCGCGGCGGUGGCCAACGUUGUUGCUCCGACACCUACGACUGCUGCUGUUGUGGCCCCAGCAGAGGUGGCCAACGUUGUUGCUCCAACACCUACGACUGCUGUCGUGACCCCGGAGGUGGCCAACGUUGUUGCUCCGACACCUACGACUGCUGCUGUUGUGGCCCCAGCAGAGGUGGCCAACGUUGUUGCUCCAACACCUGCGACUGCUGCUGUCGUGACCCCGGAGGUGGCCAACGUUGGUGCUGCUGUGGCGAAGGGGCCACCAAGUGUACCGCCGAAAAUGGAACUCCCGGCUGUUCCGACCAGGGCGGCAACAGAGCAUCCGGGACAGCCCUCAACGACUACAGCAGGUGCUGCUCCCAUGACGAAUGAAGCCUUGACAAUGCUGGCUGCAUUGCUCAGCCAAUCGAUGGGCCAGCUGUCUGUUGCUGAUGGUGCUGACUCAUCAAACCUUGGAAGCAUCCAAGAAUCCUUGAAGGCGCUUGUUGCGAAAGCAACCGGAGGAGCGGCUGCGCAGCCGCUCCAACAGCAGCAGCAGCAGCAGCUGGCUGUUGCCCCUGUUCCUGAUGUUUCUGUGCCGCCGAAGCAGCCUGCUGUUGUGGAUAAAACAAAGAUUAUCGACAGUGCGAGUGGCCUUGACUUGCAGCCGUCGCCAGCGAGUCCGAGCCCCGCAACUGCACCUGCAACGCCGAGCCCGUCGAUUAAUCCGCCUGGAACCCCGAGCACUCCGCCUCCUUGCACCACUCUCGCUCUCGCGAGGCCAGGGCCCACCGCUAUCCGCUCUAUCAUCAAUUCGGGAACCCACAAGACCGAGUACAAGACGUUCCAGCGGUUUUGUGAAAACUCGCCGGGAGCAGAGGAGUUGAAGAAGGUUUGGGUGCAGGGUGGACCGCAGCGUUUGGCGAUGUUCCAGAAGUUUGUGUUGACAGGUGACCCAAAGGCCUUGGAGUGCGCUCUCAGAUUCCGGCGGCAAAGGGAGGAGGAGGACAAGGACGAAGGUGAAUAUUAUCCAUGGAAGGAUAUUUUGGCCUUUCAUGAUGGCAACGAGACCAAGGCCCUUCAGUUCGUGCAACGACGGCGCACAGAGCCGACGUCGUGUGACCGCAACGACGCUACCGUCGAAACUUUCCUGUACUACGGGAGGCAGAAGAAGAGCUUCACGAACCGAACGAUCGUGGACGACAUUGCAAUGACCAUGGGCUGCUCACCUAGCUUUGCGGCUUCCGUCGCCGCGCAGCUCGACACGAUGAACGGUGCUGUGCCCAUCCAGGGCUCGAGUGGUGGUCGGCCCAGCGUUGAAGUCUCGGAGAACCCGCCGAAUCCGAAGCCGCCCCCGAAGAACGGCAAGACUCUGAAACAGAAUGCUGGCGUUCCGGAGACCACCACGACAGAAGAUCCUCCGCCCAAAAAGGCGAGACCUGCUCGUCCAGAGGGUUCUGAUUUGGACCAUGAUUUGGAGCUGGCUAUCAGCACGGAAGGUGUUACGCUUUUCGUGAAGUCCUGGGUGGCGGCAGCUAACACGGCUCAGGGGCAAGCCGUGAAAACCUGUGCGGAGCUGGAGGUGCUGGACAGCCAGGAGGCUUUGAUGAGCAAAGUUCGGGAUUGUGCCGAUGGCAUUGGUGCCUGCCGCAAGAAGCUGCAGCUCCUGGGGCCCGCGCCCGUGGCAUCGGAUGUGCAGUCGGCCCUUUUGGAAGCGACUCGGACCUACGACCUGCUUUCAUAUGCGGCCGCCGUCUUCGUGGAGGGCUUCAAGAAGCACAUGCGAGUCGCGAAUGGAUUGAUCGCUGCGGAGAAACGCCCCGCAAAAACUGCGAAGAAAGCCAAAGCAGCCUCCAAAGCGGAGAGCUAG
Molecule: messenger RNA, 2229 nt
Organism: Symbiodinium sp. CCMP2592
Lineage: Eukaryota; Dinophyceae; Suessiales; Symbiodiniaceae
Source: the annotation of a GenBank genome assembly